CCUCGGAGCCAGGCUUUUUUGUAUGGUGCAAUGGUGCAGCUCCCCAUGUGAGCUUUGAAUGGCUUUGUCCCCGGCACCUGGGCUGAUUUUGCCUUCACUGGGCUUUGUCUUGCAAGAGGGGCGGAUUUCUGAGGUCGGCUGCGUGCCCGUGCCUGGUGCUGGGGGUGGAAAUGCCUUCUCGCGAGGCGGGAGCACGCGGAAGUUGAAGCCGAAGCCGCCCGGUGGCAGCAAGCCGGGGAGCAAAAACCCGUCCAAGUCCAGGCCCCGAGAAGUGCCACACCUGGGCCUGCCGCACAGCGCCCGGCUCCGCAGCGUGGAGCGGGCCGACGCGGUACGGGACGAGGCGCCGGCAGAGGACCAGAUCGACGCGUGCCUAAAGCUCGCGGCAGAGGGGGAGGCCGUGCGCAUGAAGAUGGCCUUCCAGCGGAUGCUUCCCCACUUUUCUGCCCUCAAGCCUGGCUCCUUGGUCUUGGAGGUGGGCUCCCGGGCUGGCGACAUGACCCUGAUGUUUGCGGAGCGGUUUCCGGAGCUGUACAUUCAGCCCACGGAGGGUACGGGGCAGUCGUCCCCUGGCCUUUUCAUGCUGCUUCAGGAGCGCUUGGCCCUCAUGAAGAAGGAGCUGCCCAAGAAGCGCUCCCGGAGACAGGGCCAGAACGAGAGCGUGGCCCGCAGCCGGGUCCUGCCGCCCCGGCACCUGGACGCGGGGCUGCUCCGAAGCUGGAAGAACAAACUCACCAACCAGGAGAUCGGCUGCAUCUUUUGCAUCAACGUGCUCCACUACGUAUCUGGGAUGGGUGUAGAGAACUUUCUGGUUGGCUGCAGCGAGCAUCUUCCUGUUGGAGGCCAUGUCCUGAUCUGCGGGCCCUUCUUCAACAAUGGCGAGGCUGGCGAUAGUCUGCUAGUCUACGAUGCCGCCUUGAGGGCGUACGCCGCAUCUGCUGAGAGGAAGCUACAGUGGGGCUGCCACGACGUCUCGCAGCUGGUGGCUCUCGGGGCUAAAGCCGGAUUUUCCCUGGUGGCGCAUGAGGAGACCGACGGGGUUGGUGGGCACAGCUGGAUCCUCAUAGUGCUGCGGCGUGAGAAGAUCCAAAGCCGGCCGCCCGAGCCGACCCACCAGCUCCGGCGCUUCUCCUCAGCGACGGUGGGGACGGUGCUCCAGGCCUCGUAGGCCGCUGGCUCGCGAGGUCUAGUCCUUGGCAGCAUGGGCUUUGCUGAGCGCGCCCCGAUAAUGCGAUAAUGUGAGGUGCU
Messenger RNA from Effrenium voratum, 1248 nucleotides. Lineage: Eukaryota; Dinophyceae; Suessiales; Symbiodiniaceae. The record is from the annotation of a GenBank genome assembly.